This is a messenger RNA of Manduca sexta (tobacco hornworm), 2053 nucleotides long. RefSeq names its product cytochrome P450 4g15. Bases 347 to 2023 code for a protein of 558 amino acids. The record is from RefSeq and is a predicted model, not a curated record. The transcript is spliced from 11 exons. Gene Ontology annotation, molecular function: oxidoreductase activity, acting on paired donors, with incorporation or reduction of molecular oxygen; heme binding; monooxygenase activity. NCBI's taxonomy places the organism in Eukaryota, Metazoa, Arthropoda, Insecta, Lepidoptera, Sphingidae.
UUACUGUUAUAAGCGAGUUAGUGUCGUUUAAUUAAUUUGUUGAAAAGAGAUGAUCAAUAAUUUAUGAAAAUACUAAAUUAAGUAUUUAAAUUAACUCGAAUACAUAGUGUAUUAGGUAUUCGUUCUAAAUGGUAGUGUGGGGACAUUUUAGUACUGUAUUAAAUACGUUACUAAACUGUCAAAAGUGUGAAUAACUAAUCGAGUGUAUUUAAUGAGUCAGUGAAAUAAUUAACUGAGAAGUAGUCCAUAGUAAGAACAGUAUUUCUUUGCAUUAAAUUUCAUUCAUAUUCCCUAUUUAACGCCCUACGGACAAAGAGGGGUGCUAUAGUUUAAAGUUUGCAGAAAAAUGUCAAUCAGCGACGAAAGCCCCGAGUAUAACAAAUGGUUAUCGUUCUACUUGCUGUGCUCUUUAUCGACUCUACUAUGGACUCUUUACGUUUGGCAACAAUCAAGCAGGAAAUACAGGCUGGGUAAUAAAAUCCCUGGCCCCACAGCUGUACCUUUAUUUGGUAACGUCCUUAUGGCAAUUGGCAAAACACCUGAUCAAUUUAUUAAUCUUGCCAUGAAAUAUAGCGAAAUAUACGGAAACGUUGUCCGAGGAUGGUUUGGAUCCAAACUUAUAGUCUUCCUUGCGGAACCAGAAGACGUCGAAGUGAUUCUUAAUAGCCAAGUCCACAUCGAUAAGGCGCCUGAAUACCGUUUCUUCAAACCUUGGCUUGGUGAAGGUUUACUUAUUAGUACAGGACAAAAAUGGCGUUCUCACAGAAAAAUGAUCGCACCCACGUUCCAUAUCAACAUCCUCAAAUCGUUUGUGGACGUUUUUAAUCAAAAUGCUAAGAGCGUUGUGGAUAAAAUGCGGCCUGAAGUGGGAAAAACAUUUGACGUCCAUGACUACAUGAGCGGUGUUACUGUAGACAUUUUGCUAGAAACUGCAAUGGGAAUAACAAGAAAAACACAGGACGAAUCAGGGUUCGAUUAUGCUAUGGCUGUUAUGAAAAUGUGUGAUAUAAUUCAUCAAAGGCAUUACAAAUUCUGGCUGCGCUUUGAUUCUAUUUUCAAGCUAAGCUCAGUUUUCAAAAAACAAAAGGAACUUUUAAACAUUAUUCACGGUUUGACGAACAAGGUCAUCAAAAAUAAAAAAGAAAUUUACUUGGAAAACAAAGCCAAAGGUAUUAUUCCACCAACGUUAGCAGAAUUGAUGCAAGCUCCAAAUAUCGACAAUGUAUUAGCUAACGAUAGCAAGACUUUAUCAGAUACUGUAUUCAAGGGCUAUAGAGAUGAUCUGGACUUAAAUGAUGAAAAUGAUGUUGGUCAGAAAAAACGACUUGCUUUCUUAGAUUUAAUGAUCGAAUCUGCCCAAAACGAAACAAACAAAAUAAGCGAUAGUGAAAUUAAAGAGGAAGUGGACACUAUCAUGUUCGAGGGUCACGACACGACAGCCGCUGGUUCCAGUUUCGUUCUCUGCCUUCUAGGCAUCCAUCAGCACAUACAAGACGAAGUGUAUAAAGAAUUACACGAAAUUUUCGGCGAUUCGGAUAGACAAGUAACAUUUGAUGACACUCUCCGAAUGAAAUACCUUGAGAGAGUCAUACUUGAAUCAUUAAGAAUGUACCCACCAGUACCUAUAAUCGCCAGGCAUUUAAAUCGUGAUGUUAAAAUUGUUACCAACAACUACUUACUGCCAGCCGGAUCAACUGUGGUCAUUGGGACCUAUAAACUGCAUCGUAAUCCAAAACAUUACAAAAAUCCCGAUGAGUUUAAUCCAGACAACUUCUUGCCUGAAAACACGCAGAAUAGACAUUACUAUAGCUACAUACCAUUCAGCGCUGGACCUAGGAGCUGUGUCGGUCGCAAAUACGCUCUCUUGAAACUAAAGAUACUGCUGUCAACAAUCCUGCGAAGCUAUAGAACUGUCUCGGAUAUUCCCGAAGAACAGUUCUCUCUGAAAGCCGACAUCAUCUUGAAAAGGGCAGAUGGGUUCAGAAUUAGAAUUGAACCUAGAAAGAAAACGACCACCGUUUGAUUUAUUUUUUAAUAAAUAAUGUAAAAAGCA